Molecule: messenger RNA, 1125 nt
Organism: Labeo rohita (rohu)
Lineage: Eukaryota; Metazoa; Chordata; Actinopteri; Cypriniformes; Cyprinidae
Product: dynein regulatory complex protein 9
Exons: 9
Coding region: 94-1125 (343 amino acids)
Biological process (GO): cilium organization; sperm axoneme assembly
Cellular component (GO): cytoplasm; sperm flagellum
Molecular function (GO): protein binding
Source: RefSeq, a predicted model, not a curated record
ACUCGCAGCUCUUUCUCUUCACGGUGGAUUUGUCUGUCGGUUUCGGAUAAAGGAGAGGAAACUUUUACUUGUGGUUUUCUUUAUUUUGCCAGGAUGAUGUCUGUGGAGAUGCUGUGCGCGUGUAGUGUGCUGCAGGACUGCGCGGAUCAGCUGGCAGUGAUGGGGAACAUCAUAGGAGCGAACACUGUGAAAACAAAGGAGCGGACAGCAUCUGACAACAGCUCAACUGAGGACUGUGAGCAAAGAUUUACACCACUCUCUAAAAAACUUAGUAUUCAGGAGAGAAAACGUGCUCCUGAAAGGGCCAAAGUGCAGAAAGACUGGCAGUUUGCGUCAGAUGUGAUAAAUGGGCUGUUGGUUGAGCUGAAGGAGAAGAACACAUGUCACAGUCUCUUUUCUGUAAUAGAAGAGGAGCGAAAGAAGAAAGCCCAGCUUCUGAACAUAAAUUGCAGGGAGGAAGAGAGCCGUCUCAGGGUUGAAGAACUGCAAAAAAAGUUACUUGACAUUAAGAUGGAAAGAAACGAGGAGCGUGAGAGGCUUGAAAAGGAGAUUGCGUACCUGAAGGACCAGUUAGACACCAUCGGUGUGAAGUCAAACCGACAAAGGAAAUUUGUGAAAAGCUGUGCUGAACAGCUGGUCUGCCAGGAACAGAAUCUCAACAGGCACAAAGAGAAGGAACUGGAAGAUGAAGUCACGAUGCUUCAAAAGAAAACCGAGGAGGAAAGGAAGGUUCACAAGGCGAUGGAGGCCUUUCUAGAACGACAGCAUGCAGACUUACAGAAGAAGUUACACUAUUGGAAGCAGCGUUAUGAGAAAGACAUGAAUACGAAGAAGCAAGAGAUCACUGAGCUACAGACUAAAAGAAACGUUAUCCGGGAACGAAUUCAGGAGCUGUCCGUGAAGUGCAAACACAUGGAGGAGGUGAUCAUUGAGGACAGGAUGAUGAAGGAACGUUUGCGUGCGCAGCUGGAGAAGGAGCAGAGGGAGGGCGAUGCAGCAACUAGGAUCCAGGCCUGGUGGCGGGGGAUUCUUGUACGCAGAGGACUACGUUCUCCUAAGAAAGCAGAUAAAUCCAAGUCUAAAGCUGGCAAAAAGCCAAAAAAGGCAAAAAAAAAUAAGAAAUAA